Messenger RNA from Erythranthe guttata (spotted monkey flower), 2218 nucleotides. RefSeq names its product protein phosphatase 5.2 (gene PP5.2). Gene Ontology annotation, molecular function: hydrolase activity; protein binding. The record is from RefSeq and is a predicted model, not a curated record. NCBI's taxonomy places the organism in Eukaryota, Viridiplantae, Streptophyta, Magnoliopsida, Lamiales, Phrymaceae.
AUAUUUUUCCGCACUAAAAAAGAAAGAAACAAUUAAGCCCCCAAACGGCCAGCAGUAUAGAGCUCCGGAAUCAUCUAGGGCAAAACCUCUCCCCCCUCUCUCUCUCUUCACUCUCUCUCCUCCUCUCUCUCUCUCACACACACACACGCAGGAACACAACACUGAAAAGAAGUCUCAUUUUAGGUAAAAAAAAGAGAGAGAGAAACACAUUCUGCAAAAAGAUACAAUCAUUGACAAACUUAUCCAUAGUAUGCCCCCAAACAUGGCGACUGAAAAUUCAACGAACCGAGCUGAAGAAUUCAAACUCCUCGCUAAUGAAGCCUUCAAAGCGCACAAAUAUUCACAGUCAAUUGAUUUGUAUACGAAAGCGAUUGAGGUGAAUGAGGGUAAUGCAGUUUACUGGGCAAACCGUGCCUUUGCCCACACUAAAUUGGAGGAGUAUGGGAGUGCUAUACAGGAUGCUACCAGAGCUAUUGAGAUCGACCCCAAAUAUUCCAAGGGAUAUUACAGGCGGGGCGCAGCACAUUUGGCAAUGGGAAAAUUCAAAGAUGCUCUUAAGGAUUUUCAACAAGUAAAAAGAAUUUGUCCAAAUGAUCCUGAUGCUACCAAGAAACUGAAGGAGUGUGAAAAGGCGGUGAUGAAGCUAAAAUUUGAAGAAGCUAUUUCUGUACCUACAUCAGAAAAACGUUCAAUAGCCGACUCAAUUGAUUAUCACACUAUAGGGAAUAGCCCAAGGUCGUCUUAUGUUUCCCUGAAAGUUACUGGGGUAGCAGCGGCAGUAGCACUAAUGGCAGUAUAUGUGGGGAGUAAAGCAGCCAUAGCAGUGGCAACAACAGCUAUAGCAAUUGUAUUGGUGGUCUGGGGAACAUAUUUGCUGGGUCUCCACAAAGACAGUGUCUUUACGAAUGGUCGAACUCUUGACUUAGAUGUGGAGCCACAAUAUUCUGGAGCGAGAAUAGAGGGAGAUGUAGUUACGUUGGAUUUUGUGAAGAACAUGAUGGAGGACUUCAAGAAACAAAAGUUCCUACAUAAAAGAUAUGCAUUCCAGAUUGUUCUGCAAAUAAGAGAUUUGAUGCGAGAAUUGCCAUCUCUUGUCGAUAUUAAAGUUCCUGCUGGGAAGCAUUUCACUGUAUGCGGUGAUGUACAUGGUCAGUUUUAUGAUUUGAUAAAUAUAUUUGAGCUCAACGGACUUCCGUCAGAAGAUAAUCCGUAUCUGUUCAACGGGGACUUCGUCGACAGGGGUUCUUUCUCUGUAGAGGUGAUACUCACACUGUUUGCCUUCAAGUGCAUGUCUCCCUCAGCUAUACAUCUUUCUCGUGGAAACCAUGAAAGCAAGAGCAUGAAUAAGAUAUAUGGUUUUGAAGGGGAGGUCAGAUCGAAGUUGAAUGAUAUAUUCGUGGAACUAUUUGCAGAAGUGUUCUGUUGUUUGCCUUUGGCUCACGUCAUAAAUCAGAAAGUUUUUGUGGUGCACGGUGGCCUUUUCAGUGUUGACGGUGUUAAGCUCUCUGACAUCAGAGCAAUCGAUCGGUUUUGUGAGCCCCCCGAGGAGGGGUUAAUGUGUGAGUUGCUGUGGAGUGAUCCACAACCUCAGCUUGGGAGGGGACCAAGUAAGCGUGGUGUUGGUCUUUCUUUUGGCGGUGAUGUCACCAAACGAUUUUUGCAAGACAACAAUCUAGAUUUGGUUGUGAGGUCGCAUGAAGUUAAGGAUGAAGGUUACGAGAUUGAGCACGAUGGUAAACUUAUUACGGUUUUUUCUGCCCCAAAUUACUGUGAUCAGAUGGGAAACAAGGGAGCGUUCAUUCGUUUUGAAGCACCGGAUCUGAAACCCAAUAUUGUGACUUUUUCAGCAGUGGCACACCCAGAUGUCAAACCGAUGGCAUAUGCAAGCAACUUCCUACGGAUGUUCUCCUAAUACGUAAUUCUAUAUCUUGUUAUAUAUUAUUAUUGUUUAUUUUUACGGGAAGGCAGCUAUCACUAUCGCUUUCUUGUUGCCGAAGUGCACAAUGAUUGUGGCAGGAUGAAAGAUUUGUUUGACUUUAGUCAUCGUCCGAAAGAAUUGAAUUUUACUGUGGCCUCGAACAUUUUAGGCUAACCUACGAUAAUUGGUCGAGUAGGUGUCAUAUGUACAACAUAUUGUUGCUUUCAUCAUUGUAUUCAUACUAGUUUUUUGUAUGAUUAUUAUUAUUAUGAGAUAUGGGCUGCUGAUUGAUUAACUUAA